Molecule: messenger RNA, 2571 nt
Organism: Lutra lutra (Eurasian river otter)
Lineage: Eukaryota; Metazoa; Chordata; Mammalia; Carnivora; Mustelidae
Gene: EXOC3L1
Product: exocyst complex component 3 like 1
Exons: 14
Coding region: 247-2481 (744 amino acids)
Biological process (GO): exocytosis; exocyst localization
Cellular component (GO): exocyst
Molecular function (GO): SNARE binding
Source: RefSeq, a predicted model, not a curated record
GGUGUGGGCUGGAACUACCCAGGCCUCGUGAGCCGGGGAAGAGAACACCCAGUUCUGCCCUGAAGACUGGAGGAGAGGGACAUCCUCAAGGCCAAGAUUGUUUUCAGAGGAGAAAGAACUGGAUGCCUGGUCAAGUCUGAGGGCCCUAGACUGAGGCCACAGCUCACAGGAGCAUCCAUUCUGUCUGCUUGAACUCAGACUCUUGCCCCCACUCCUACCUCAUCUUCGGCUCCUCCAGGGACUGCCAUGGACUCCGCAACCAAGGAUGAAAUGCGGCCCUCACUUCCCCCCGGCUCUUCCUGCCCAGGGCCUGAGUGGCCAGAGCAGGAGAGGGCGGAGCAGCUUGCCCGAGGAGCAGCACUCAAGUGGGCCUCAGGUAUCUUCUACCGGCCAGAGCAGCUGGCCAGACUGGGCCAGUACCACAGCCGUGAGGUUCAGCGUACCUGUUCCCUGGAAGCACGGAUCAAGUCAGUGGUGCAGUCCUACCUGGAAGGCGUGAAGCCUGGCGUGUGGCAGCUGGCCCAGGCUUCUGAGGCCGUGCAGGGAGCUCGUGAGGCCCUGGGCCAGGCCCAUGGGUUGCUACAGGGUAUGGCAGAGACCACACAGACCCUGAAACCGCUGCGGGAACAGGUUGUACAGCACAAGCGGCUGCAGGUCCUGUCUCAGCUGCUGCCCCGGCUAUGGGCAGUGCCAGCUGCCGUGGCCCACACGCAGACCCUGAUUGAUGCCCAGCGGCUCUUGGAGGCAUAUGUGUGUCUUCGGGAGCUGGAGCAGCUACAAGAGGAGACAUGGGCCCCUCUGGAGGGCCUGGAGUUGCCAGUCUUUGAGGGGCUGGGCCCUCUGGCUGAGGCUCUCGGCCGGGCGGUGGAAGCAGCUGCAGGGGCCGCAGGGCAGCUGGCACGGGAGGACCCAGCCUUGCUGGUGGCUGCUGUGCGUGUGGCGGAGGUGGAUGCUGGGUACAUGGCCUCCCUGGAACUGCCCCCCAGGGACUGGCGGCAGCGCUGUCUGCAGGCCUUACAGGAGGGCCUGGAGAGGACCCACUUUGGGACACCUCUUCUUCCUGAGCCGGGGGCCCUGGCAGGGUGGCUGGAAGCCCUGCGGGUGGCUUUACCAGCUGAGUUGGCUAUAGCUGAAGCACUAGUAGCACCCUGCUGCCCACCACACUACAAAGUGGUCCAGCUGUGGGCCCACACCCUGCACAGUGGACUCCGCCGCUGCCUGCAGCAACUCCUGGAAGGGCCUGGACUAGGAGCUGCUGAUGCCUUCACCUUGCUGCACUGGGCACUGCAUGUGUACCUGGGGCCAGAAAUGAUGGGGAGCCUAGAGUUGGGGCCUGAGGCUGACGUAUCUCAGCUGGAGCCCCUCCUGACCCUGGAGAACAUUGAACAGCUGGAGGCAACAUUUGUGGCCCAAAUCCAUGCAAAUGUGACCCAGUGGCUGCAGAGGGCACUGGACGGGGAGGUAGCUGAGUGGAACCGAGAGCAGGAACCUGGCACAGACUCUUCUGGCUUCUACCACUCACCUAUGCCAGCCAUAGUGUUGCAGAUCCUGGAAGAGAACAUUCGCGUGACCAGCCUGGUCAGCGAGUCACUGCAGCAGCGGGUGCAUGGCAUGGCACUAUCAGAACUGGGCACAUUCCUGAGGAGCUUUAGUGAUGCUCUGAUCCGAUUCUCUCGAGACCACGCCAGUGGGGAAGCAACGGCUCCUCAUUACGUGCCCUACCUACUGGCCACCCUCAACCACCAGUCAGCACUCAGCUCCUCCGUGUCAGGCCUGCAGCCCGAAGGGGCGGCUUCGGGAGCUUUGGCUCCGGUGGAGACAGCGCUGGACGAGUUACAGAGGAGGAUCUGCCGCCUGGUGUUGGAGGCGCUGCUGGCAGAGCUCCAACCCCUGUUCGCGGCUCUGCCCUCACGCUGGUGGCUGUCGAGCCCAGAGCUACUGGACGAUGUGUGCGAGCGGACAGCGCGCUUCUGCCAGGAGUUUAGGCCCGUGCGGAAUCCUGCGGCCCAGCUUCUCCUGGCCGAGGCGGAACGUAUGGUGGUACUGCAGUACCUAAGUGCGCUGAUGCAGGGCCGCCUAGUGUGCCGAGGAGCCCACGAGAGGACCCAGGUGGCCGAGCGCUUGCAGCACGACGCGGCCCAGCUUCGGGAGCUUUUCCUUGGUUUGGGCCUGGAGGAGAGUGUUCAGUGCGCACCAGUGCUCCUCGCUCUGCGGGAUCUGUUGAACCUCCGCGACCCCAUGCUGCUUGGCCUCGAGGUGGCGGGUCUACGACAAAAAUUUCCCGACGUGAGCGAGGAUCAUAUCUCUGCCCUCUUGGACCUGCGCGGGGACGUGUCGCGGGAGCAGCGCCUGGCCGCACUCAGUUCCUUACAGGCCGGCCCUCAGCCCUCGCCCUCUGCCGGUCGCCGCGCACUCUUCAGCCUCGUCCCAGCACCUACUCCUGCGCUGUCCUCUUGCCUUCCCUCGGGGCCCUGUGCCUGACGCCCAGCUGCCCUCCGGAUACAGGGAUGGCCCCCAGACGCCUGAAUUGUGUAUUGGAGAAGGGGGUAUAAAAUAAAAGUGCGAUGAUUA